UUUUUUUUUUCCUUUAAUUGAUAAGUGACCACAAAAUUCUUAAUAUAUGUGCAUAUAAAUAAAUAAUGUCAACAACAAAAAAGCCUAGAGUCAAUAUUGAUUAUUAUGAACAACCAAAAACAAUAAGUUAUUUUGAAGCUAUUAUUAAUACACUACGUAUCGAUUUAGAUAAGGAAGGUGCAAAUACAAGCUUUGGUGCUCCUGAUUUAGCUUAUUUUACGGCUCAUUUCCUAAAGUUUCAAAUCGAUCAUCUUGGCAGAGAUGCUGCUGAUAAAGCAAGGCGACAUCGUAAAUCAAUUGAAGCAGGUGUUCCCUUUUCUCUCUUUGAUGUGCGUCAUCUAACAACAAACUCAUCUUUAUAUUACAUUCUGAAAGCUGCUUAUAAAUUCAAGUCAGAUUAUCGUAUUGCUGACUGGCAUUUUGAUUCUUUAGAUGAAGCACCUACUUAUUUAGAGAUGGUUAAAGUUAUUAAACAAGCUCUAGAUAAAGCAGGUUUUGAACAAUGUAUACCUCAUGUCUUUUUUGACACCUCUAUUGAUGCACAUAAAAAGAAAAAAAUGACUUUAUUGGUGGAAGGUUUAGGAGGUGUUAUUGUAAAAGAAAUAUCAGAUGCAUCGUUUAUUAUUUAUAAUGAAGAACAAAUAAUCGAUAGAUUUCAUAAGAAUUGGAGAAUUGUUCAUCAAACAGAUGACGACGAUAAUCAGGCAAUUAUUCACUGGAUUGGACUUCCUGAUUCUUAUAAUGCAGUUUUAUCACUUGAAAAUUGUGCAAAAGAGAAAGAAGAUGUGACAUUAAGAGAAUUGACAAAGGAUCAUCAAAGAGCACCAUGGCAUGUUAAGUUUAAUUGGAUUGAGGAUAGUGUUCGAUAUAAUGAAUGGAUGACACCUCUUGAUUACAUUAUGAUUGAAAAGCAACAAACUCAACAACCUAAACGUAAAAGAUCUGCGGUAGAGCAAGAAGAUGAUCACCUUGGAGGAGAUCAAAAGGAAGGAAAUUUAAUUACCAACAGUAACAAAAAGGCAAAAACACCAGAACCACAGGAAAGAGAGAUUGCUAUUAAAUAUAUGCCUACUCAAAAAUAUGAAGUGAUUAUUCCUUCUUAUGCUGCCUGGUUUGAUUUAUCCAGUAUUCAUGUGAUCGAAGUCCGCGGUUUGCCUGAAUUCUUUAAUAAUAAAAAUAAGACAAAAACACCUACUGUUUAUAAAGAAUAUCGUGAUUUUAUGGUGAAUACAUAUCGAUUAAAUCCUUCAGAGUAUUUGACAGUCACAUCUUGUAGAAGAAAUAUGACAGGUGAUGUCUGUUCUAUUAUUCGUGUUCAUGCUUUUCUUGAGCAAUGGGGAUUAAUCAAUUAUCAGAUAGAUCCUACUGCUAAACCGACCGCAAUUGGACCUCCUUUUGAAGGGCAAAUCAAGAUUAUAGCACAGUUACCUUCCGUAUUAAAUAAGUCUUUAGCUAAAGAAAAUGAUACAGAUAUUUAUCAUCGUCCUACAAAUAAAUCGUCUUUUGAAUUAAAAGGACAAAAUAAUUUUACUUCUAAAGUGGAUAAACAAGUAGUCAAAAACUCUACUACAAUGAAAAACGAAAAAUCAAGCUUUUCUACACCAAGCAUUGAUUUGAAUUUAGAUUUACGGGUCAAUAUUUAUGAUGUUGCAAUGAAAAAGACGAUUGAAGAAGAAAGUAAGAAGGAAAUAGAGGCAAAAAUACCAGAAACAUGUUCAUCCUGUUCAAGUCAAUCUAACCAUGGAUAUCAUUCUAAUACGACAUUUAUAUGUGAUGAUUGCUAUGAUGCUAAUAAACUCCCUGAAUUCACACAGAAAGAAGACUAUAAAAAAAGGAAAGAAAUUGAAUUGAAAAAGUUACCAGAACCCUGGACGGAGCAAGAAGAGAUGUUGUUACUAGAAGGCUUGGAAAUGUUUCCUGAUGAUUGGAAUAAAGUUGCAAAUCAUGUUGCUACAAAAACACGUGACGAUUGUAUCUUACAUUAUUUGCAUCUACCAGUAUCUGAUCCACGAGUUGAUCCUGAAGUAAAAAAGCUUGACUUAUUGGAUUUCAACCGUAAAGACGAUAUAGAUAAUCCCAUUAUGUCUGUAGUGGCCUUUUUAGCUUCGAACGUAAAACCUAAAGUAGCAGCAUCCUCACUCCUUGAGGUUACUACAGACGAUGAUAAAACAGAGGAAAUGACAGAUAGAGAUAAGGAUGACGCAUUAGAAAUGAAACAUGAUUUGAUUCGCGCCAAAAUGAUGCAAUUUAUGUCUCGUAUAAAUAGCUUUAGAGAGAUGGAGAAUAAAGUAAAUGAUGAGCGUCGUGAGUUAGAAAAGGAAAGAUUCUUGGUUCGAGAAGAACAUUUGACGAUACGAAAUAAAAUGGAUAAAAUCUAUGGACACAUGUUUCAAGUCAGACAAGCAAAAUUAUUAAAAGAAAAACAAAUGCAAAUGCAAAGCCAACAACAACAAGAGGAGUUGAUGCCAAAUGAUGUCAUCGUUAGAGGACCUCAUGAGGCUUUAUCACCGGAAGAAAGGGAAUUGCAAAAUCAGUUAAAAGCAAGAUACCCAAUACAAUACUUUCAAAGACAACAAACAUUACUGCAACAACAAUAAUAAAGAGUUUAAUAUAAUAUUAUUAUUUUAUUUUAUUUUACAUACUUUUGGUAUUUUCUUUUAAUGGGUUCUUUUUUUUGUUCUUUUUUCCAGUUUUGCUUAUGCCAACAACAUAUACAUGAAUCUACUUUCUUAUAUUUCACA
This is a messenger RNA of Cokeromyces recurvatus, 2741 nucleotides long. RefSeq lists its product as uncharacterized. The record is from RefSeq and is a predicted model, not a curated record. Bases 66 to 2597 code for a protein of 843 amino acids. The transcript is spliced from 3 exons. Gene Ontology annotation, molecular function: protein binding. Lineage: Eukaryota; Fungi; Mucoromycota; Mucoromycetes; Mucorales; Mucoraceae.